AUGGUUUUCGCUCAUGGUGGUGGCGCUAUGCCCUACCUGGCUAUUCGUAUUGCCCGCGUCGCGACACUUUCUUACGCAGGCGGGAUCCCUUCACCGAAACGAUGGAUCAAUCCCUACGUGCCACUCAUGCAGGCCGUGCCAGGCCUAACAGGCAUCCAGGACAAUGGCAAUUCUACGGAUGAGGAUAUGACCUCGAUCAAAUACCAUAAUGCCCUGGAAAUCUUUCCACGGAUCUCCAACGUUCUGGAACUGAAGCAAGGCACUCAUAAGGCAUUGUGA
Molecule: messenger RNA, 279 nt
Organism: Penicillium argentinense
Lineage: Eukaryota; Fungi; Ascomycota; Eurotiomycetes; Eurotiales; Aspergillaceae
Exons: 2
Coding region: 1-279 (92 amino acids)
Source: RefSeq, a predicted model, not a curated record